Phalaenopsis equestris is the source of this 609-nucleotide messenger RNA. RefSeq lists its product as uncharacterized. Lineage: Eukaryota; Viridiplantae; Streptophyta; Magnoliopsida; Asparagales; Orchidaceae. The transcript is spliced from 4 exons. Bases 104 to 349 code for a protein of 81 amino acids. The record is from RefSeq and is a predicted model, not a curated record.
ACAUUUAAUUUUAAGCAGCAGAACGGUGACUUGUCGGGUAUUGCAUCAUACAAUCGACGAACGAACCUGGAGAGUCGCAUCGACGAGAGCGAAGACAUCCGAAAUGGUGUGCUUAGCCUGCCUUUUGCCGCUGUUCCUUAUCCCGGUAGUGAACGCCUUGCCGUUACUUUUCAGUUUUAUCCUGGCAAAAAUUUAUAGACUUUUUGGAUGGGAAUACAGAAAGCCAGAGAGGGUUCCUCCGGCGUGUCCAUACAGGCCUGCUGCCAACAAAAGUGCCCAGCUUACAGGAGAUCCAGAAGUAGUGCCAGAGAAGAAUAAGUCCUGUCUGCAAGAUGCUAAACAAGAUUAAUGAGCUUUCAUUGGGAACGUCUACAGUUUUAUUUUGUCAGGCAUGUGAUUCUAUCUCCCGUAAACUGUUUAUUGUAUGCAAAUCCUGAUGUUCACAAGCAUGAGCAUGAGGUUCUGAAAUUUAUGGAAGAAACAAGGAUUAAUAGAACUUAAUUCUACGAUGAAAUGCGAUUGUGGAUUUGAAAUACCGCGAAAGCAUAAAUAUACCAUCCUUACAAAUAUUUUAAAUAAAAUUACUUGUAUAUUUUUUUUCUUGGGACC